Durio zibethinus is the source of this 2308-nucleotide messenger RNA. Lineage: Eukaryota; Viridiplantae; Streptophyta; Magnoliopsida; Malvales; Malvaceae. The record is from RefSeq and is a predicted model, not a curated record.
GGAUUGCUUACAUUAUUUAUUCCACCAUAGCUUCUUCAAAGCUGCAUCUUUUCAACAUUUCUUCUUCUUCUUCUUCUUCUUCUUCUUCUUCUUCUUCCCACCUUUUCACAAUUCCGCUCUCACUCCAAAGUUGUAUAAGACACCCACCUUUCCCUCCCAAUUCCAUUCGUUUCCUCCCUUCUUCAAUGUUCUCCACUCCUUUCAUUCUCUCCUUUUCUCUCCUCCUUUCCCUCCCCAUCCUUUUCUUUCUCCUAGCCCCAACUCUCCAUCCCCAACCUCUCCCUUCCAUCUCCCUCCCUGACGAACUCGACGACCUCCGUCUCUUCCACCGCGCCACCACCCCUUCCUCCGCUUCCUCCCACCUCUCCUCUUCCUCCUCACCCAAAAUCGCUUUCCUUUUCUUGACCAACACCGACCUUCAUUUCCUCCCUCUUUGGAACCGUUUCUUCCGAACCGCAAAAACUUCCCUAUACAACAUCUACGUCCACGCUGACCCCACCGUCAACAUAACUCGCCCUAACGACACCGUUUUUCAUGACAGUUUUAUCGCAAACGCCAAACGCACUUUUCGGGCUUCCGCGACGCUAAUCUCCGCCACUCGACGUCUCCUGGCCACCGCCAUCCUAGAUGAUCCCGCCAAUGCUUAUUUCGCCGUCCUCUCCCAAUACUGCAUCCCUCUCCAUUCCUUCAAUUACAUCUACCGCUCCCUCCUCACAUCCAAGAACUUCGAUCUCACCUCCAAAUCGGACGCGGAAUCGUCCGACUUGACUCAGUAUGGUGUCCGAGUCAAGUACAAAUCGUUCAUCGAGAUCAUUUCUAAGGAACCCAGACUAUGGAAACGGUACGUAGUGCGUGGACGUUUCAUGAUGAUGCCGGAAGUGCCGUUCGAGAAGUUCCGAGUUGGUUCGCAGUUCUUUGUGUUGACUCGGAAUCACGCGUUGUUGGUGGUAAAAGAUCGGACGCUCUGGAGGAAAUUUAAGUUACCGUGUUAUCGAGCCGACGAGUGUUACCCAGAAGAGCAUUAUUUUCCGACUUUGUUAUCAAUGCAAGAUCCAAAUGCGGUGACUCACUAUACUUUAACUCGGGUUAAUUGGACCGGAACAGUGGCGGGUCACCCCUAUAUGUAUAAGCCGAAAGAAGUGUCGGCUAAGUUGAUUUAUGAGUUGAGGAAGUCGAAUUACUCGAGUUCUUACUUGUUUGCUAGGAAAUUCUCGCCCGAUUGUUUGAGACCCUUAAUGGGUAUUGCUGAUUCGGUCAUUUUUACAGACUGAGAUUGUUCCUGGUAAGAAAAAAAAUCCUUCCUUUUUGAUGAUUUAAUUAGUUUUUUUUUUUUUGAGUUGACUAGGUGGUGGGUGAUUUACUCAGCGAGUUGGGUUAUGGAGAUGGGUGGAGUGGUUGGGUUGGGUUGGGUAUUAGUUUUAGCUAAAUCUGGAAAGUUGGAAUUUUUAGUUACUCUGAGUUAGUUGAAGAAGUCUUAGUCAAUUUGAAAUCUUAUUUGAAUGGUUUACUUUUCUGCAGAUUUUGAAUUUAGAAAUUAGAAUCUUUUAAGGUAGAUUUUUCAACCAGACCGUUCUUUUAGGACCCGUUCGUACUUCUUAGUUCGUUCCUUUCAUGGAUUUGGUCUGGAGAGCCUUGUCAGAGUCCAACACGUUCAACACGUAAGUGAAAGUCCAUUCGAUCAAAUGCAAGUGUUUGAUUUAAAUCACAUUGGAAGGUGAAAAGAGUUUUUUUGAGGAACUGGCUUGGAGCAGAAUUUGCAGGGGAAUAUGGCUUUGAAGAGGCGUAAAGUUGCCACAACCCCAAAAGCUUCCAACUUUAAAAUCUUUAGAAACAGGGCGGGAUAAAAAAUAUGAUACUAAAAAAAGCAGCAAGAGGCCGGUGCUUUUGGUAAAGGUGUAAUUUGAUGGUGUAACAGUUGCCAAUAGCAGCACUAAAUUCUUGUCAUUUUGUUGUGCGAUUUGUACAUAUUUUGUAUGAAAUACAAUCAAAAUUCCAUCUGUGUGUGCCUUUUUGACGAUGCCAUGAAAAAAGUGGUAAAAAGAUACAGCAAUUUAGGGGAAAGAAGAAAGUGAUGGGAUUGGUUUGAAGAGAUGAAAGAAGCAACCCUUUCUUUUUUUGCUCAUCUUUAUGUCAUUUUUUUACUGCCAAUUUUUUUCCUCCUUUAUUCUUAUGCUCUUAUUAAAAGAUAACACCAUCAACGACAACAUAAUUUUCUGAAAUAUUUUUAAAAAAGUUUGAACUCCGACAGUGGAGAAAUAUCGGAAGGGACCAAGUUGUCAGCUUGUCUCACGUUUAAUUUUUUGGCUGA